GGAAGUAGUGGGUGCUGAAGUCAUGUGACAAUUAUUUCCUUUCCCUUGGCUCACUGAAACUGUUGAGCUAUUGUGUGAAAGAAAAUAGGUUGUUCUUUGCUGUGUUUAUUUUUUUCGUGAAUGUGGAAAUGACGAUAAUAUUCUUCUGAUUUGUUUAUGUUGGAAGGUAUUACCGGUUAUGCAGUAGGGUGUGCAUCGUGUGAAGUUUCUUCCGAAAGGUCUGCAUGAACACUUCUGGAUUAAUGUGCCAAACUUCAGAAGAGUUUUGGAAAUAUAGACGUUUUACUGUGAAACAUCUUUACUCAGCUUUUUUUGGCCAGAUGUUUUGAUGAGCAGCGGAGCUACAUCUUUCUUUCAGUCAUGCUGCAGAACCCAGUGACUGUAGAAUCUCUCAUUAUUUUUGCAGUUGUGUUAUGCAUCCACACUAUAGUUUGGGAUAAGUUAUCAUGGUGUGCUGUUGCUCUGGCACUUCAAGCCUAUUAUGUCCAACACAAAUGGGACAGAUUGCAGAAGUCUGGAGGGGCAGUUUUUCAGUACAGGCAAGCAGUCAGCACUGGUGUACUCCCGGCCAGCAUGGUCAUUCCUUUGCUUGGAAUUGUAAUAAAGGAGCAUUGUGGGUCAGUCGGGAAUGUGAAUAUGGCACGAUUUGGGAUUCUACUUGCAGCUAUUGGUAUGGCUCUGGCACUGUUCGUGUCCCUGAUAGCUUUGGGCAUCACAAGACCAAUACCUAAAAACACUUGUGUCCUAGCUGGGAUCAUAGGAAGUGGUAUUGUCUAUACACUGAAGCAUUUGUUGACUGUCUCUGAGGUUAUUGAAGUCUUAGAAAUCCUUUUAAUUUUUGUCUACCUCAGUCUGAUUAUACUUUGGCUACUACCUCGGAGCUUUACCCCUGGUGAAGCAUUACUAGUUAAUGGGGGAAUUAGCAUUGUCAUAAACCAGCUAAUAAAGCGAUCUUUGAAUGUAGGAGAUAGCAGAAUGGACCCAGUGUUCCAUUUCCUUCUUGUGGUACUUGUAGGAGUGUUUCUGAUGGGCAUCUUCUUUACUGUGUUUUUCUACUUUAUGGACUCUGAAACGUGGAUAUCUUCAUUAUUCUUCCACAUGAUGACUGCAGUGCUGGGUUUGGGCAUCAUAAUGCCCUGGCUGUAUCGUCUAAUGAAGACAAACCCUAUCAUGUGGCUGUUUGGGUUUUUGUUUCAAACUCGAACAAGAAUCAUUCUGCUAUGCUUUUGGACUCUGUUAGCAGUUGCUGCUUGCUGUGUGGUUUUGUAUCAACAUUUCAGAAACUGCUCUGGAACAAAAAAGAACACUACUUCAACAGUAGUAAGAAAGUACUUCCACUUCAUUGUAGUGGCUACAUAUGUUCCAGGAUUAAUUUAUGACCACCACCUCCUCUAUGUGGCUGCUGUUAUCUGUUUUGCUGUGUUUGUUUUUCUGGAAUAUGUGCGGCAUUUCAAAAUCAAGCCCAUGGGACAUUUACUGAGUAAGACGUUGAGUGUUUUUAUUGAUGAACGUGACAGUGGGCCUCUUAUUUUGACCCAUAUAUACCUCCUUCUAGGGAUGUCUCUUCCUGUUUGGCUUUUUCCAGAGCCAUGCACUCAUAAGGGGUCUCUCCCUGGGAUAGGAGGCCUGGUACCCUAUGCUGGAGUGCUUGCUGUUGGCAUCGGGGACACUGUUGCCUCCAUUUUUGGCAGCACUCUGGGAGAAUUCAAAUGGCCAGGGACUAGAAAGACAUUUGAAGGCACUGCAACAUCAGUAUUUGCCCAGAUUAUCUGUGUUGCAGUAAUUCUAAUCUUUGACCACAAUGUUGUUCUUAAUGCUGGCUAUGGGUGGAUUCUUGGAUCAAUUACAUUGGUAUCUCUGUUGGAAGCUUAUACUGACCAAAUAGACAAUUUUAUUUUACCUUUGUACCUUUAUUGCCUAUUUAUGGUAUGAAAAUGGAAUCUGUAGUUAAGACAGAGUUGAACUUUCUAAUUGCCAUUUAAAUUUUACACGUAGUUUCACUCUGCCAUUAGGCUACUGUGUUUCAGCAGUAUCUUCUUUAAUCACAAAUGAAAACUAGAUAAGUUAGGAUAUGCACUGUAAGUGUGUGUCUCAGAUUCAUGUGCAAAAAGUAUUUUGUUAAAAAAAAAAUGUAUUGCUGCUAGAUUUUGAAUUGUCUAGAUUGCAAAGUACUUUGCUGUAUAUCCAUGUGGAAGUAGUUUUUACACAAAGACCUUUUGUUUUAAGUACUUUUUUUGCUUAUACUGCUGUAUUUGUGUAACACUGGUAAUGUGAAUGGUGGUAAUGAAACAUUCGCUGAAGCACA
Molecule: messenger RNA, 2305 nt
Organism: Protopterus annectens (West African lungfish)
Lineage: Eukaryota; Metazoa; Chordata; Ceratodontiformes; Protopteridae
Gene: DOLK
Product: dolichol kinase
Exons: 2
Coding region: 361-1932 (523 amino acids)
Biological process (GO): dolichyl monophosphate biosynthetic process
Cellular component (GO): endoplasmic reticulum membrane
Molecular function (GO): dolichol kinase activity
Source: RefSeq, a predicted model, not a curated record